GUAAAACGAUAUCGGAGCAGCGCCUAUGAGUUGUCCUCACCGUCACGGCCGGCGCCCCUUCCAGGAUUCAUUGAUUAUUUUUUCCCCUCAUUCACGAGGGUAGUGAGGCCUGGUUGAAAGCCAUGGAAAGCUCUCUCCCUGCCGCUGGCUUCUUGUACUGGGUGGGCGCCGGCACGGUGGCCUACCUGGCCCUUCGCAUCUUGUACUCACUCUUCACAGCCCUUCAGGUCUGGGGUUUGGGUCACGAGCUUGGGGUCGGACCAGGGCUCGGUGAAUGGGCAGUUGUCACAGGUAGUACUGAUGGAAUUGGAAAAUCAUAUGCAGAAGAGUUAGCAAAGUGUGGAAUGAAGAUUGUCCUCAUCAGCAGGUCGCAGGAUAAACUGAACCAGGUUUCCAGUGAAAUAAGAGAAAAAUUCAAAGUGGAGACGAGGACCAUUUCUGCUGACUUCACAUCAGAAGAUGUUUAUGAUAAAAUUAAAGCAAACUUGGCAGGUCUUAAAAUUGGUGUUUUAGUGAACAACGUGGGAAUAUCAUAUGAGUAUCCUGAAUACUUUUUGGAAGUUCCUGACUUGGACAAUAUCAUCAAGAAACUGAUAACUGUUAAUAUUCUCUCUGUUUGUAAGAUGACAAGAUUGGUGCUGCCCGGCAUGGUAGAAAGAUCUAAAGGGGUGAUUCUGAACCUCUCCUCUGUGAGUGGCAUGCGUCCGGUUCCACUGAUAACCAUCUACUCUGCAUCCAAGGCUUUUGUCGACUUCUUCUCUCAGUGCAUCCAUGAGGAAUAUAAGAGUAAGGGCAUCUUCGUGCAGAGUGUCCUGCCUUACUUUGUGGCUACAAAAUUGGCUAAAAUCCAAAGGGCGAGUUUGAUGGUACCCUUUCCAGAGACAUUUGUGAAGUCGGCGCUGAAAACAGUGGGGUUGAAAUCCCGAACCAAUGGAUCCCUGAUGCAUUGUCUUGUGGGCUCAGUCUUGUCAACCCUGCCUUCUUGGUUAUAUUGGAAAAUAGUGCUGAGUGCUAACCUGUCCAUACGGGCUCGCUAUCUGAGGAAAGCCAAGAAGAACUAAGCAUUGACAACAGCAUCAAGUAACUUGGCCGUAUGCUCCAGCUCAUGCCCGCCAUUGCAGGUCACCCACCCAGCUCCAAAACCCCCAGUUGUCAUUUUAAUAGUUACUAAUAAAGCUAAAUGUGGUCAUAAUCGGGGAAAAAAGCACGUGUUCCUGAUAUGUAUUCUGGUUGCUACCAGCAGUUAUUUUGUAGGGUAAUGUAAAUGCUCAUAUCAGUUGGAUAUAGAACUAAUAUUAACAAGAACAACUUAAUAGGAAGGAACACAAUCAUAGCAAAUCACAGAAUGAUCGAGUUGGGCAUAAUGCCCAACAGUUUCAUCUGACCCAAAAUGCCAAUGAUGAUUCUUGUAUUUUCUCUGAAAUAAACUUCUAAAGUCAUGGCCAGCUACGCAUUCUUGUUUUUAACAAUUUGAGAGACCAGAGAUUAAUGGAUUAAUUUAUGGGAGGACAUACAGCCAUUUGCAUAGUUCUUUGUAAGCUUUUCUAAAGGCCUGUCCUAGUUGGUAUGUUUAUAUGGAACUUUUUUUUACCCGAAGUAGCUAAUGACAUAAAAAUAAUUCACGAAAUUUGGAGAUUUUCUUACACAUGAAGCCCAUGAAAAUAUACUUUUGUCUAAUAUAUUUUUGUUCUCAGUUUAAAUGUAUGUAAUUACGAAAUGCUAUAGGAUAUGAUUUACAAAGGUAUACGGGCCAAAAUGUACAUUGAGCCUGGCAGCCACAUGGGGUAUCGCUAAAACCCUGACCCAGGAAAGCGGCAUGCAUGGACCAGCUGCUUUGGUUUCUACACUGCAAUAACACUGCUUACCUGUGGGACAAGAGGCUACUCCUAGAGCAGUGAUUUCAGAGAAGUGGCGUUACAUUUUUAAAAUGGUGGCCUAUAGAUAAUUGAUAUAAUUCAUUUUAAUGAAAGACGAUAUGACCAUGGCAUUGAGGGAAAAUAUAUUUCUUUCGUGGUUGAAAUGAGGGCCAUUUUUACACUGGUUUAAUAUAAAUUAAGGCUUACUUUUAUUCUGCUACAUACUUGUUUGGGAAGAUUGCCAGGCAAUAACCCAUAUUGUGAAAUGUGCAACCGAAAAGGGGGAUCUUUCCCUAGGCUGUGGUUCCAAGGCUCUGAGUUUUAAGCACAAGCAAAUUAGGAAAAAAAAAAAUUUUUUUAUUGGGGUAUUUAAGUGUUUCUAGCUUUAACUUUUGUCAGCUCAGGGCAUAAAAACAGAAAACCAAACUACCCUCAUUAUAUAAAAGGCAUUUUGGCAUACAAAAAGUAGGAAGAACAUACUCUCAGAAUAAGAAAUAGUCAUUUAAGUGUAGUAAAUUGCUUGAUGAGAAACAUUGCCUUCUUCUCUCUGUCAUUUUAUUGAAUCCACAACGACCUGGGCAGUAUUUCAUUUGCUUUCACACACUGUUGGUUGGCUGGCUGGCUGAUGAUUGUGGUGGUGGUUAUUGGUAGGAAGUUGGCAGAGAGGGGGAGGGAUUGGCUUACAAGUAUACAGAAGACUUUUCCUUUCAUCCCAGUUUGAAAAGUUCUAUUCUGGCUAGGAAAUCCCUUAGCAAUCUUAAAACUUCUGAGCUAUGGCUUUGACUGCUUCAACUUAGCAAAUAUCAUUGUGUAUUUGACACUCAGUGUUGAAGAUGAUGAAAUGAAAAUCCAUGUUUCCAGGCACAUGGAAGAAAAAUUGUACUAAAAGAGCAACCGAUAUUCUCAAAACCUUCAACAUAGUGAAACAUAAUUUUUUAGACUUAAUUCUGUAUUGACUUAAUUGUCUGAAAUGUGCUAGAUAAGAUUUGAACCCAAAAAUCAUAGAGUAGAAGAUAGUAUCGAUUAUUGAUGUAGAAUCAGCUCACCUCACGACACAGAAAGCAUAUUUUAAUAUGUUGUUCUUUCAUUGCCCUUUCAGUGAAACAGCUUGGGGGGAACAUGGGAGGAAUUAUCCUGCUCACAUGACGACGUGUGCUGUUCUUAUUUGUCAUUGUGUCAGUCUCACAUACACUGGGGAUAGAUAGAUAAAUAAAUAAGUGCUAAUGGGGAUAUUGUUGGUCUCCAUUUCUUCAGAAGUGGUCCUGUCCUCAAGAAACGAAUUCUGAUUUCUAAUUUGAUAUUUAUUGCAUCAAAAUACAGUAGAACUGAACUUUAUAUGUAAUGAACAACAAUGCCAAUACCAGUACAAAUGGUGCUGAUUCAAUGUGGAAGAAAAGAUUUAUUGUGAUAAUAUCUUAUGAGAAUAAAAUGGGCUUAAGUAGUAUUGUAAGUUCCUUGGUCUACUGACAUAAAAAAUUACCUGAGAUUUAGAUGCUAGUAGAGUCUGCUAUUCUGCUGCAUAGUUUACCAGUGUCAAAACAAAUUGUCAAAGCUUUUUAUUGAAUAUGUUGGAAAUAAAGUUAAUUUUUAAAAAU
This is a messenger RNA of Pteronotus mesoamericanus, 3451 nucleotides long. RefSeq names its product hydroxysteroid 17-beta dehydrogenase 12 (gene HSD17B12). Lineage: Eukaryota; Metazoa; Chordata; Mammalia; Chiroptera; Mormoopidae. The transcript has 11 exons. Bases 123 to 1061 code for a protein of 312 amino acids. The record is from RefSeq and is a predicted model, not a curated record. Gene Ontology annotation, molecular function: oxidoreductase activity. Gene Ontology annotation, cellular component: endoplasmic reticulum.